AUGCCUUUGAGGAUCCUUGUAUGCGGCGGCGGGUGUGCCGGGCCAGCACUAGCUUUCUGGCUUGCUCGCAGUGGUCAUCAUGUCAUUGUGGUAGAGCGAUAUUUGGACCUAAGGGCUACUGGCGCUCAGGUUGACCUCCGUGGCCAAGGGAUUGAAACGGUCAAACGCAUGGGCCUUCUUGACACCAUUCGCGGAAAGCUUGUCGACGAAGACGGUAUCGCUAUUGUAGACACCAAUGGCACAAUCCACGCAAAAUUUAUGGCAAAUAAAUCUGGAAAAGGUGCACAAUCUCUAACGUCAGAGUUCGAGAUCAUGCGAGGUGAUCUUGUGCGUAUUCUGUAUGAAGCGACCAAAGGUCAAGUGAAAUAUAUAUUCGGAAAGACGGUCGAGAGUUUUGAACAAGACGAGAAGCAAGUGACUGCCCAUUUCUCCGACGGCUCCAAUGACACGUUUGAUCUUCUUGUGGGCGCAGAUGGACAAGGAUCACGGAUUCGGAAGGCCAUACUACCACAGGACUCACCGGAGCCAUAUCUAAGAUUGGGUGUUCAUAUGGCAUAUUGCCAAGUCUACUUUUUUCUCCGAGAUUCGUCUCCGGAAGUCUCCAGUAUCCAGAGAGCUAGUGUGGAGCAGCAGAAGGAGUUUUGGACCCAACGAUUCCGAAGCGCAGGAUGGCAAACCGAAAGAUUUUUGAAAGGAAUGGAAGAUGCUCCUAUGUGGUACUGCCAAGAAGCUGUUCAGGUUCGUCUUGAUAAAUGGCAUAAAGACCGGGUGGUAUUACUCGGGGAUGCGGCUUAUUGCGCUUCGCCGUUCUCAGGGAUGGGUACCACUGCCAGCUUGGUGGGAGCAUAUGUAUUGGCUGGAGAGCUUAAUCGAUCCCCAGAUAAUCUGUUGCAGGCACUUAUAAACUACAACAGGGUUCUGCAGCCUUUUAUCCGUGAGGUUCAACGAGGCGCCAAUCCCUAUAUUAUCCGAUUAGCGAUGCCAGAGAGCGAAUGGGGCGUUUCAGUAAUUCGCUUCAUUGGGUGGCUAUUCUGCUUGCUUCGUAUUCCGGAACUCAUUUCGCGAUUAUCCCGUGAGAAUAAAGGCGGAUGGGAGCUUCCAGAGUACCCAGAGCUUCGACAUGGUUAA
Molecule: messenger RNA, 1128 nt
Organism: Penicillium chermesinum
Lineage: Eukaryota; Fungi; Ascomycota; Eurotiomycetes; Eurotiales; Aspergillaceae
Product: FAD/NAD(P)-binding domain-containing protein
Exons: 2
Coding region: 1-1128 (375 amino acids)
Molecular function (GO): FAD binding
Source: RefSeq, a predicted model, not a curated record